Molecule: messenger RNA, 867 nt
Organism: Arachis ipaensis
Lineage: Eukaryota; Viridiplantae; Streptophyta; Magnoliopsida; Fabales; Fabaceae
Source: RefSeq, a predicted model, not a curated record
AUGAACACAAAUGCCUUUGCUAAUUUGUGCGAGUUGCUUCAAGUCCAAGGAGGACUUUGUGAGGAUGGUCAAGUAAGCUUGCCGGAACAAGUUGCAACUUUUUUAAUUAUCUUAGCUCAUCACAAGAAAAACCGUAGUCUACAAGUUAGAUUUUGUAGGUCUGGAAAAGCAGUUAGUAAGUAUUUCAAUAAGGUUUUAAAGGCUAUUAUACGUAUGCAAAAUUUGUUAUUCGCCAAGGCCUCACCGGUUGAAGAGGAUUGCAUAGACCCAACAUGGAGAAAGUUUAAGGUAAACCUAAAUGGAUUAUGUUGCUUGGGAGCAUUAGAUGGCACUUAUAUAGAGGUGACAGUCCCCGAGUCUGAUAAGUCAAGAUAUCGAACAAGGAAGGGUAAAAUAUGUACUAAUGUCCUAGGAGUGUGUAACCGAGAUAUGAGCUUUGUUUAUGUACUUAGUGGAUGGGAGGGAUCGGCAUCUGAUUCAAGAAUACUUCGAGAUGCAAUCACUCGUGGUAAUAGUCUCAAGAUACCUUAUGGUAAUUACUAUUUAGUAGAUGUGGGUUACACAAAUGGUCCUGAGUUCCUAGCACCAUAUAGAGGCACUCGCUAUCAUGUUAGAGAGUGGGCUCAAGGAACACGUGCACCUUGCAACUACCAGGAGUAUUUUAAUAGAAAGCAUUCUUCUGCUAGGAAUAACAUGGAUAUGGAUCCGGAAGAGCAAACUAGCUUCUUAGAUGAAUUUCUGCCCGUCGGAGAGGAAGCACCAGAUGAGUUGAUCGAUGUGGUUGAAAAUACAAAUGAGUGGAGACAAUGGUGUGUCAACAUUGCAAUUGAGAUGUACGAAGAGUGGCGAACUAGUCGUACGGAAUAG